Molecule: messenger RNA, 1269 nt
Organism: Punctularia strigosozonata HHB-11173 SS5
Lineage: Eukaryota; Fungi; Basidiomycota; Agaricomycetes; Corticiales; Punctulariaceae
Product: defective in Cullin neddylation protein 1
Exons: 8
Coding region: 128-979 (283 amino acids)
Biological process (GO): positive regulation of ubiquitin-protein transferase activity; protein neddylation
Cellular component (GO): ubiquitin ligase complex
Molecular function (GO): cullin family protein binding; ubiquitin conjugating enzyme binding; ubiquitin-like protein binding
Source: RefSeq, a predicted model, not a curated record
UUCAGAUCAGCCAAACCCGACACAACACCGCGGAUAAUCGACGAAUCCAGGAGUCAUUGUGGCUAUCCUUACAUUAUUGCUCAACGUCGUCUUAGUCCUCGCCGCGUCUCGUCUACUGUUCGCCAUCAUGUCCAGGAGAUCCGCCGCCGAUCGGGCACUCGAGGAGAGCGUCGCGCAAUUCUGCGAGUUCACUGCCGCGACCCCGAAGGAGGCGCGGAACUACCUGACCAAAUACAAGAAACUGGAUAGCGCUCUGAACGCGUUCUACACCGACCCGAAUAUGUUCGGCAGGCGCGAUACCGGUCCUUCGACGAGCAAGCUCGGCGUGCUGUUCGAUCAGUACAAAGAGGAGGACGGGGACGAUAUCGGCAUCGAUGGGACGAUCCGAUUCUGCCAGGAUCUUGGAGUGGACCCUGAAGACGUCGUGCUUUUGGCCAUCGCCUACGAGUUGAAGAGCCCGCGGAUGGGCACAUGGGAGAAGAAGGGAUGGAUAGACGGCUGGAAGGCCAUCGGCACAGAUAACAUAGCGGGGAUGAAGACGUCCUUGCUCCGGUUACGAGAUAAGCUUGGAUCGGAUCCAGCCUACUUCGCCAAGGUGUACGGCCAUACCUUCGACUUCGCCCGCGCGGAGGGACAGAGGAGUCUCGCUAUCGAAACCGCGAUCGCGUUCUGGCAGCUGCUGCUACCGACCGGCCUGCAGGGAGGCGCGCUGGCGCACAUCCGGUCGCGGGACUCCGACAACGACCAGGACAUGGACGGCGAGGAAGGGUGGAAGCCCGAGUACAACGACUGGUGGUUCGAGUUCCUCACGCAAAGGGGAGGAAAGGGCGUUAGCAAGGACACCUGGACGAUGUUCUUGGAGUUCGUGCGGACCAUAGACUCCAAAUUCGAAAAGUACGACAUGGAGGCCGCCUGGCCAUCGACCAUCGACGACUUUGUCGAAUUUGCCAAGGAGAAGCUCGCAUCUGGCGGCGCUUAAACGCCGACGCGGGUCGGGCAACACAUGUAAGAAGGGUCUAUCGCGACGGACGAUCAUGCAAAGCGACAGACGGGCUGUCUGGAAUAGAUGAUGAGACGCGUGAUGUUACUGUUGUUGUUUUGGGCCAUGUACAAGAAGCUGUGUACUUGUGUGUAUUCUGACUGCUUGUGGGACCGAUCGCUCCCACUGCUGUCUUCGCGCUCGAAGGAUGGGCAACGGAGAACCCGCUUGCCAUUGUAAGCACAUCAAGCGCGAAUCCAUGUUUCGCUACAGUCGCGUCCAGCCAAGGC